Pterocles gutturalis (yellow-throated sandgrouse) is the source of this 3776-nucleotide messenger RNA. RefSeq names its product cation-independent mannose-6-phosphate receptor-like. NCBI's taxonomy places the organism in Eukaryota, Metazoa, Chordata, Aves, Pterocliformes, Pteroclidae. The transcript has 14 exons. The annotation marks the transcript as partial. Gene Ontology annotation, biological process: lysosomal transport. Gene Ontology annotation, cellular component: trans-Golgi network. The record is from RefSeq and is a predicted model, not a curated record. Gene Ontology annotation, molecular function: signaling receptor activity; D-mannose binding.
GUGAAGUGCUCAGUAUUGAAUGGCAGUUCUGUUAUUGACCUGACUCCUCUGAUCCAUCGCACUGGGUAUUAUGAGGCAUUUGUGGAUGAAGAUGCAACAGAAGUUUCUCCAGACUUCUACAUCAACAUCUGUGAGCCUCUCAAUCCUAUCAAAGAUGUCAAUUGCCCACCUGGAGCGGCUGUUUGCAUGGUUCCUGUUAGUGAAUCACCAAUAGAUAUUGGUCGUGUUACUGAAUCUCCCAAGUUAAACGAGGCAGUAAAUGAAGUUUACAUCACUUACAACAGCACUACUCCUUGUCAGAUAAACAACAAAUUGAACUAUACUUCUCUUAUUGUAUUUCACUGCAGCCAAGGAACUAGUCUGGGCAAGCCAAAGAUGAUAAGGAGACUUGACUGCAGUUUUGUGUUUGAGUGGGAAACUCCGGUUGUGUGUCCCGAUAAAGUGAAAACUUUAGGCUGCUCUGUGACUGAUGAACAGCUACACUAUACUUUUAACCUGACCAGCCUUUCUGGAAGAUCAUUCAAGGUCCUUUCUGGAUCCAACAGUUACCAUGUUGGUGUAUGCAGUAAGGCAGCAGACUUACCCCAGGGAAAAUGCAAAGAUGGGGCAGUGUGUCUGACAUCUGGAAGUAGUGUGUCAUCUUUUGGAAACGUAAAGGAAAUGAAAAUGGACUAUAGCCACCAGGAUGAAACGGUCAUCUUACAGUACACAGGAGGUGAUCGAUGCCCUCCAGUGACGGAAAAGGGAGAGCUCUGUGUGUUCCCCUUCAAGUACAAAGGGAAGACCUAUGAGGGAUGUAUUACAGAAGAAAGGAAUAGGCCGUGGUGUGCUACAACUGAAACCUACCAGGGAGAUGGAAAGUGGGGAUUUUGUGGUAAUGCAACUGGAAGAAGGGAAUCUACCAUUAUCUUCACAUGUGAUGAAAAUGCUGGUGUUGGGACACCAUACCUUCUGAGUGAGACACUUGGCUGUGCUGUGACAUUUGAAUGGAGGACUCAGGCUGUUUGUCCUCCCAAGAAGAUGGAGUGCAAGUUUGUCCACAAGCACAGAACUUAUGACUUGAGAAUGCUCUCUUCCCUGACGGGAUCAUGGAUCUUUUUCCACAAUGGGAGCUCGUACUACAUGAAUCUCUGUCAGAGGGUACACGAGGGACCAACAGGCUGCCCUGAAAGAGCCAGUGUUUGCAGGAAAAGCAGCAAUGGAGAUGUUCAAGUUCUUGGACUUGUUCAUACACAGAAGCUGAAUGUGACAGGUGAUACAGUGUAUAUUAGUUAUUCCAGUGGGCAGGAGUGUAGGAAAAACAAGAAAGUAACAACAGUUAUAGAACUGAAGUGUGCAAAAACUGUUGGCUUGCCCAUGCUGCAGAGGAUUGAUGAAGAAAACUGUGCUUACUACAUCACUUGGGACACACGUGCAGCUUGUGCUGUGAAGCAGCAGGAGGUGGAGGUGGUGAACGGAACAGUUAUUAAUCCUGCAACUGGGAAAAACUUCUCUUUAGGGGAUGUUUAUUACAAGUUGUACAUGGCUUCUGGUGACAUACGGACAAAUGGCGAUAAAUAUGUAUAUGAAAUUCAACUUUCUGGUAUAAGAAACUCAAGCAUCUCAGAAUGCUCUGGAGCAAACAUCUGCCAGGUUAAAACUAAUGAACAUCGCUUUCGGAGAAUUGGUUCUGCCAGAAAAGCUAAAUAUUAUGUUAAGGAUGAUGACUUGGAUGUCACGUUUUCAUCAGACUCCAGAUGUGGUAAAGAUAAAUCAAAGUUUGUGUCUUCAACCAUUUUCUUCCACUGCAGUCCAGAAGUAAAGGAAGGCAUCCCUGAAUUCCUCCAUGAGACAGCAGAUUGCCAGUAUUUAUUUACCUGGUACACAUCUGCUGUGUGUCCAUUAAUAUCAACCCGUGAUCCAGGAAGCAAUGAACACCAGACUGAUAAGGAGGCCCAAGUGCAUAAAGGCCUUUCAAGGAGAAGUCAGGCUGUUGGUGCUGUGCUGAGCGUCCUCCUGGUUGUUCUCACUGCAUGCCUAAUAAUAUUGCUGUUCUACAAAAAAGAGAGGAGGGAAAUCGUAAUAAGCAAGAUAACAAACUGCUGCAGAAGAACAUCCGGUGUUUCCUACAAAUACACAAAGAUAAACAGUGAGGAAGAAGCUAAUGAGAAUGAAACAGAGUGGCUUAUGGAGGAAAUUGGAGCACCAAAUCAAAGAACAGCAAAAGGAGGCCAGGAGAAUGGUCACGUUACUACCAAGUCUGUUACAUCUGGAGCCUUUACCUCUCUCCACGUGGAUGACCUGGACAGUGAGGAUGAAGUGUUAACCAUUCCGGAUGUAAAGAUUCAGACAGGAAGAGGACUAGACAAGAGCAGGCACCAACAAAAGAAGCCACCCAGUCUUCGAAGUGAUGACAAAGCUUAUUUGCUGAAUGGGGGAAAGGAAAGGAAAGCAAAAGCCACGCCAGGCCAGCAACAGGCACAGAACUCUACAAAUACAGUAUUGUUUCAUGAUGAUAGUGAUGAGGACUUGUUGAAUGUUUAAUAACCCCUCUUGUGCCUAAUCAAAUAUAUAUAGAGAGAUGAUAUAUAACAGGACAACAUUUCCAACCAAAUAUGAGGACUUCAGCCUGAAAGAUUUUUCUGAAUUUUGCCUUUAACAAGAAACCAUUGAAAAGGGAAGAAGAGAAGGAUUCCUUGGUUGUUUACAAUGAUCUGUUCAGUAAUGACUGGAUUUCUAACAUCCAGUUGGCUGAGUUAUGUUGACUCUCUCUAGCCAGGACACUUUUUUUUUAAGCCUCAGCAUAGAUGUUAAGUGCUUGCUUAAAAAAAAUAAGCCUUUGAAAGGAAAGGAUUAAGGCUCCAUGAAGACCCUGGCUCCUGAGACUCAAGUUAUCUGACUACUAGCAUUUUAACUCCUUGUAUUUAUUGAUCCUCACUACUCAGGUUUGCUUAAUAGCAACACGUUCUUCCUGCCGGCAGGGUAUUAUUCUAUGGAUUCAUCCAUUGUAAGACAAGGACAAAUAUAGCUUUUGUGUGUUGGGAUGAUUUGAUUGUAAAUUUUGGAACUGGUCUAAUUUAUCCUGUAAAUUUGAAUAUCCAAUCUAAUUUAAACAGAUCAUUGGUUUAAAGGUAUUGACUGAAAGGUACAGCUCUGUAUAGCUUUAGCCUGAAAUGGUUGCUGUUCUUUGCAUGAUUUUUUUUUUCUGGUCAUAUGACUGAUUUCAUCAGUAUUUGCCUAAGCAGCUGAUAAGCACCCAAAGAUUUCUUCCUAGAUUAUGGCUGGACUAGGUUGACUGCACAGACAACCAGUGUUUUCAAGAACAUAGAAUUCCUAGAACACAGCUUGCAGUGCCCAGUUUGUCAUCACCAAGAAAAGCCCAACAACUAGAGGAGCCCUAGUCAGCAAAGUAUCUCUCUCUGGUAUUAAUUACAAGAAAAAAAAUUGGGCAAUGUUUUCUGAUAGCCUAAGUUCUAGCUCUUAUUUAUGCUACAGUCCUGGCCAUGGUCAUUGAUUUGAAAUGUUGCUGGUAAUGAAUGCAAGUCAAAAUUCCUCCAGCAGUCUUGCUGUUCUCCAGGUGUUUCCUAAGUUAACUUAUGGGCAAUGAUGGGAUUUCAAAGCAUUGUAAAAGUACAUGCGUCGGUCAGAAUUUUUUUAAACUUUUCAUUGUUCCUUUUGGCUGGCUUAUUCAGUUUCAACAAUGGUUUCUUUUUAUAAAAAACUCCAUUUUGAAUCAAAAUAGUGUGAUAUAAACUAUUCAGCAAUUUCAAUAAAAGAUAUGAAGUGGGUAUUCCAAA